CUUCCCAUGUUUGGCGGAAGUAAACAACCGCCGCAAAAUCCCCCAACCUAAAACCCUAACUUCUGCCUGCAGAGGAAGAGCGACGGAGAUCCAAAUUCCGAGCACGAUGCUGCAGAGUCACGGUUAUAAUUCGAGAGAAUUACGCCGUCAAAGUCUCCAACAUGGCGUCGUCUUCUCACGGAGUAAGCCUUCUUCUCCCCCACAUUUUCCUUUCAGAGCUAGGGUUUUUCUGCGGUUUAAUUUUCUUGACCAUAAUGGCGCCGGAAAUCAGCGCUGCACUGCCCCCUCAGUUUCCCCUUCCGGGCACGGUUCAAGUGGAUUGAGAGUGUCUCUUGGGUUUAAGCUACAAUGUCACUCUAAAAAUUUGGUUUCUCCUUAUAAAAUUUCUUCAAACAGAGGUAAAAAGAAUAAAUAUGGUGGUGCUUUGCCUUCAAUUCUUACGUCAUUGGAGUCAGGUGAUGAUUUAGAGAAAACCCUUACGUCAGUUUGUGAGAAUUUGAGUCCAAAAGAGCAGACUGUGAUACUCAAAGAACAGAGAAGUUGGGAGAGAGUGAUUAGGGUCUUUGAGUUUUUCAAAUCACAGAAAGAGUAUGUUCCUAAUGUAAUUCACUAUAAUGUUGUGCUUCGAGCUCUGGGUAGGGCUCAAAGAUGGGAUCAGUUAAGGCUUUUCUGGAUUGAAAUGGCAAAAAAUGGUGUUUUGCCCACGAAUAAUACUUAUGGAAUGCUUGUUGAUGUUUAUGGGAAGGCCGGGCUGGUGAAAGAGGCACUUUUAUGGAUUAAGCAUAUGAAACUCAGAGGGCUAUUCCCUGAUGAGGUUACAAUGAACACGGUUGUUAGGGUUUUGAAAGAUGCUGGGGAGUUUGAUAGGGCAGAUAGGUUUUAUAAGGAUUGGUGCAUUGGAAGGGUGGACUUAGAUGAUCUUGAUUUGGAUUCCAUGACUGAUUUGGAAAAUGGGUCUAGUUCAGCACCAGUUAGUUUUAAGCAAUUUCUGUCAACUGAGCUUUUAAGGACUGGUGGGAGAAUUCCGGUUUCGACAAAUUUAGGUCUACUUGAUAGAGAGAGUUCUACUCAAAAGCCACGAUUAACAUCUACAUAUAAUACUUUGAUUGAUUUGUAUGGGAAGGCUGGGCGUCUGAAGGAUGCAGCUGCUGUUUUUGCGGAAAUGUUACAAUCUGGGGUGGCAAUGGAUGCUAUUACCUUUAACACUAUGAUAUUUACUUGUGGAAGUCAUGGGAACUUGUCAGAGGCAGAAGCAUUGCUUGGCAAGAUGGAAGAAAGAGGAAUAUCUCCGGAUACAAAGACUUAUAACAUCCUUCUGUCUCUGUAUGCCAAUGUAGGAAAUAUUGAGUCAGCCCUGAUGUACUAUAGGAAGAUCAGCAAGGAAGGCCUUUCCCCUGACACUGUAAGCCACAGAGCUGUUCUUCAUAUAUUGUGUCAAAGGAAUAUGGUUCAAGAAGUUGAAGCUGUUAUUGAAGAAAUGGAGAAAUUUGGUAUAUGCAUUGAUGAACUCUCUCUCCCUGUUCUUAUGAAGAUGUAUGUUGAUGAAGGAAUGCUUGACCGGGCUAAGACUCUUUUUGACAAUUUUCAUGUUGAUAGUGAGCUUUCAUCCAAGACUCGUGCAGCAGUUAUUGAUGCUUAUGCUGAAAAGGGACUAUGGGUAGAAGCUGAGGCUGUGUUCUAUCGCAAUAGAGACCUGCAAGGAUGGAAGAAAGAUGUGGUGGAGUAUAAUGUCAUGGUCAAAGUGUAUGGUAAAGCAAAAGUUUAUGAUAAAGCUUUCUCUCUCUACAAGAGCAUGAGACAUCAUGGAACUUGGCCAGAUGAGUGUACAUAUAACUCUCUCAUUCAAAUGCUCUGUGGAGGUGAUUUGGUAGAUCAGGCAAUGGAACUCUUAAGUGAAAUGCAAGCAGCAGGAUUCAAACCACAGUGUCUAACCUUCUCCUCUCUUAUUGCAUGUUAUUCUCGUCUUGGGAAACUUAGUGAUGCAGUUGAUAUUUACCAAGAAAUGACCAGAGCAGGUGUGAAGCCUAAUGAAGUUGUUUAUGGCUCUUUAAUCAAUGGGUUUGCAGAAACUGGCCAAGCUGAAGAAGCUUUUCAAUAUUUUUGCUUGAUGCAAGAAUGUGGCCUGUCAGCCAACAAGAUUGUGCUAACUUCCCUGAUUAAGGCUUAUAGUAAGGUUGGGUGCUUGGACAGUGCAAAACGUGUGUACGAGAAGAUGCAGGAUUUGGAAGGUGGUCCAGAUAUCAUUGCAUCAAAUAGUAUGAUUAGUGUUUAUGCAGAUUUUGGGAAGGUAUCUGAAGCCAAAAUUCUUUUUGAUUAUUUGAGAGAAAAGGGCCUUGCAGAUGUUAUUUCACAUGCAACUAUGAUGCAUGUCUAUCAAAGCAAUGGUAUGCUGGAUGAAGCAAUUAAUAUUGCUGAAGAGAUGAGACUGUCUGGUUUCUUAAAGGACUGUGCUUCAUACAAUUCAGCAAUGGCGUGCUAUGCCUGGAAUGGCCAGUUGCAUGCUUGUGGUGAAUUGUUGCAUGAGAUGAUUACUCAAAAGCUUUUGCCAGACAUUGAGACUUUUAAAGUCCUAUUUACUGUAUUGAAAAAGGGAGGCUUUCCAAUUGAGGCUGUAACUCAGCUAGAAUCAUCAUAUGAUCUAGGAAAACCUUAUGCUAGACAGGCCAUUUUCACCUGUAUUUUCUCUUUAGUAGGUUUGCACACUUUUGCACUUGAGUCAUGCGAGGUCUUCACAAAAGUAGAAGUACCUCUGAACUGUUUUGCAUACAAUGCCGCAAUAUAUGCUUAUAGCUCAACAGGGCAGAUUGACAAGGCUCUGAACAUGCUUAUGAAAAUGCAAGACCAAGGCCUGGAACCAGACCUGGUCACCUUUAUUGGUCUUGCAGGUUGUUAUGGAAAAGCUGGCAUGAUUGAAGGUGUAAGGCGGAUACAUAGCAAAUUAAAGUAUAGGGAGAUUGAGCCCAGUAAAUCUUUGUACCAGGCUGUUAUAGAUGCCUAUAAUAAUGCCAACAGAAAAGACCUGGCUGAAUUGGCCUACCAGCAGAUGAAACUUGCUCUUGAAGAAGAAAAACAUCCUGAGACCAGGUUUGGGGAUGAUGAUACCUACGAAUCAGAAGAAUGUUGGGAGUCAUUGGCUGAAGAUGAGGGAAGUGAAAGUCAUGUAGACCCAUAGAAUCCACUUGUAUGUUUUUAUACGGAGUCUCUAUAGGGCUUAUAGUUUACACUGUACAAUUAUAAAGGCUUUUCUUAGUGGGUAAAUACUAUUGUGAAAACAAAACAUGAGAAUGUUUCUUAACACUCAAAAAUACAUGUUCUUUUGAGGU
Messenger RNA from Rubroshorea leprosula, 3323 nucleotides. The record is from the annotation of a GenBank genome assembly. Lineage: Eukaryota; Viridiplantae; Streptophyta; Magnoliopsida; Malvales; Dipterocarpaceae.